Molecule: messenger RNA, 5044 nt
Organism: Phyllopteryx taeniolatus (common seadragon)
Lineage: Eukaryota; Metazoa; Chordata; Actinopteri; Syngnathiformes; Syngnathidae
Product: protocadherin alpha-C2-like
Exons: 3
Coding region: 178-2622 (814 amino acids)
Biological process (GO): homophilic cell-cell adhesion
Cellular component (GO): plasma membrane
Molecular function (GO): calcium ion binding
Source: RefSeq, a predicted model, not a curated record
CACCCGACGCCGGUCUACACAAACGCUGCACACGCCCCUGCAGGAAUCGGAUGGACCGCUUGCUGCAGCUCCCACGCGUGGAGCCAAGAAUGACGCCGGCGCUCGUUUGCAUCAAGACGGCCUGAACAUUAUAGGACGCAUCUAUCCGCUCGAUCGCUUGAUUUCCAAGGCCGCGCGAUGGCUCCUCUCGUGGCGCUUUCACGGACACGACUGCUGGUCGCGGCUUUUGCAUUGUGCGCGUUGUGCGGGUCAGUGCUUUCAAUCACUCGCUACUCCAUUCCGGAGGAGAUGGAAGAGGGUUCCUUUGUUGCCAACCUCGCCGCCGAUUUGGGUCUCGAUGUUCGGAGCAUGGUGGAGCGCAAGGCAAAGCUGGAUGUCAUUCACAGCAAAAAUUAUCUCGACAUCAACAAAGAAACCGGUGAGCUCAUCAUCCGCGAGAAGAUGGACCGGGAGAGCAUCUGCAUGACCAAAACAGCCUCGUGCUUUAUGAAGAUGGAUGUCAUACUAGAAAACCCCAUUCGUAUUUUUAACAUCGAACUGGAGAUCAUGGACAUUAACGACAACGCGCCGGUGUUCCGGAGGAAGAGCAUUCAUUUGGAUGUCUCCGAGGCAACCCCUCCCGGCGAGAGGUUCUCGUUAACAAAUGCCGUCGAUGCGGAUGUUGGCGCUAAUUCAAUUAAGACUUACUACCUAAGCGAGAGCAAAGACUUCAACAUUGACAUCCAAACUGGCAGCGAUGGCUCCAAAUAUGUAGACUUGGUUCUGAAUGGCAAUCUGGACCGGGAGACAGACGCGGUGCAUAAUCUGAUUCUAACCGCGGUGGAUGGAGGGCUUCCUCCCCGGUCCGGCACAGCCAGCAUUAUUAUCAAUGUCCUCGAUAUCAAUGACAACGCCCCCCUCUUCGCUCAGCCGGUGUUUGAAGUCAAUGUUGCGGAGAAUUCAGGUGUAGGCACAGUUGUCAUGACCUUAAAUGCAACAGAUUUGGACGAAGGCACAAACGCACGCUUAUUAUAUUCGUAUACGCUCUACACUUCUGAGAAGACACAGGAGCUCUUCUCGCUCGACCGACACUCGGGGGAGAUCAAGGUUAAGGGGGUUGUUGAUUUUGAGGAGAAUCCGAGUUUUGAGAUGCACGUCCAAGCUCAGGACGAAGGGUCCAGCCCGCUGUCGGGACACUGCAAAGUGACGGUGUCCGUCACCGAUCUGAACGAUAACUACCCCGAGAUGACCAUCAAGUCUCUGAAGAGCGCCACGGCCGAGAACACGGCCGUGGGGACCCUGAUUGCGGUGGUCGGCGUCAGCGACAGGGACUCGGGAGUCAACGGCCAAGUGGAGCUCACUUUAAGUCGGCAGGAAAAGCUACCCUUUGUGCUCAAUCGGUCGUCGGAGGGUUACUUCGAGCUCUCGGUUUCAAAGCCGCUGGACAGAGAGAUAAAGGGCAAAUACGAAAUAACGCUGAAGGUGACUGACAAAGGAACGCCGCCGCUCACUGAAAGCGAGACCUUCACCUUAGAGAUUCAUGAUAUCAACGACAAUGCUCCCACAUUCCCGCAGUCCUUCUACACCAUCCACGUGAUGGAGAACAAUCUGCCGGGAGCCUUGCUGACAUCUCUGAGUGCACUUGACCCGGAUCUGAAUGAGAACCAGUACUUGGUCUAUUUCAUAAUGGAGAAAGAGAUCGCCAACACAUCCAUGUCAAUGCUGUUCUCCAUCAAUCCGGAAAACGGCGACCUUUAUGCCUUGAAGACCUUCGACUUUGAGCGAGAGAGGGAGUAUCUUUUCCACAUUGAGGCGAGGGACUCCGGUGUCCCCGCGCUGAACAGCAAUGUUACGGUUCAUAUCAUCAUUCUGGACCAAAACGACAACAUCCCUGUCAUAGUGUCGCCGUGGCGAGCGCAGGGCUCUGUCGCCGAGCAGGUGAUACCGAGGUCUACAGAUAAGGGACACCUCGUGGCCAAAGUGAUCGCCAUCGACGCCGACUCGGAGCAGAACGGCAGGGUCACGUAUCAGCUCUUGCAAAUCAGCGACUCCAGCCUCUUCAGUCUAGACCAGUACAACGGCGAGAUCCGGACAACCAGAAUGUUCAGCUACAGAGACCCCCGGCAACAGCGCCUGGUCAUUGCCGCGAAAGACAACGGCAACCCGGCCCUCUCCACCACCGUCACCAUCAAAAUAGCCACCGUCGAGCACGCCACGGCAUUUUCGGAGACAACGGAGUUGCCGCUGGAGUACGACCUCUUCACAGACCUCAACUUGUAUUUAGUCAUCGGUUUAGGGGCCGUUUCCUUCAUGCUGCUCAUUACCAUAUUGGUGAUUAUCGUGCUGAAGUGUCAAAAGCCCAAGCCGAAGGCCGUCAAGAUCCCCCCGGCCAAUCGGAACAGCGUGAUCAGCAGGAACAGCGUGAUCAGCCAGAGGAGCUCCACUAUCGCGGACUCCACCUUGAUCUCCAGCGACGCCUACUGGUACAGCCUCUUUCUCGCAGAGACCAGGAAAGGCAAAGUAGUCGUCAGACAGCCCAUAAUACCCAAAGGGGCUGGCUACUUUGUGUCCAGUAUACCCAGGAGCAUAGGGCCGAGUGAGACCACCGAGUCCAGAGCGUCUACACUGGAGUAUUCAAAAUGAAAAGAAGCCCGUUCUACAACUGGAGCAGGCACCCAGAAGAGAACUGCCGUGAUAUAAUCAUCUCUUCCUGGCAGUCAUUGACUCCUACACCAAUUCAAAACAGUUUCCCUUGAGUCCUUCCGAGCCAACUCUUCUCACCUUCGAUCCUCCAAAUAUUGUCAUGAGCUAGAUAGGCAGACACGGUAGACACAUUGUAUACUUUAAUAAUCCUGCGAUGGAAGUAAAGGAAUCAUCCUCAGUUCAUUCAGCUUCAUUGUCCCAGACCUUCUAUUUUCAGCAUGAAUCUGCAUGAUUCUUAAAUAUUUCCCAUUUGGACUAAGAACUGAAAACGUAUUAUUCGGAACAUGAGCUGAGUGGCCUCGUGCCGUGUACAAAACGUGCUUAACCAAUAACAGUCAGGGUGAACGCGGUUCUUCCAUAGGACUUAUUUACAUACUGAAUUGUGUCGGGUGAUGUCAUUCAUGUAAAUGCUGCGCGGUUUCCUUUUUGAAAUGGCAUUUUGACUGUUUUAUGUGUGGAGCUGUUGUCAAAAAAAAAAAAAAGGCUCCCACUGUCAUCUGGUAAUUUGACUUUCUCUGGUGUUGUACUCAGUACUCACAAAUGUGUAAAAUUGAAAGCUCACGCGGGCGAGUAGGGAAAGGUUUUUGUGAGGUCUGUAGUCUAACAUUUUGAAAGAUUUUGGAGUAUCGAGUGGAUCAUUUCUCGGCAUAGGUACUGUUCUAAAUAAUCUGACUGGCCAUGGGUUAGUUAGUAUUCAACUGUAUUUUGGGGACAAGUUACGUGGCAAAAUCUGUAUUUCUAAAAAAAAAAAAAAACAAUCACCAAAAUACUUGGAACGUGGUACGAGGGAGAUAGAAAGUGAAAGUGGAUUGUACAUUCAAGCAUCCUGAACUGUAGCACUGCUUAAAAAAAAAGCCCAUCUUUUUUCUAUCAGUAACAUAAGCAGACAAAACUGGCAAUAAAAAUAUGAUCGGUUAAACUUCAACUAUAGCUGAAAAUGUAUAUUUAAUAAUGAAUCUAUCGAUUCAUAUGAAGAAGAAUAUUGAAAUGUAUUGAAUUGAAGGGCGUACAAGGUUUAUGAUUUGUUUUGUUAGUUUUAUUGAUAGUUUGUGUCCUAACUUUUAAUGCUGCUUCUGUGGGCUUUUUCAAGGGCAUUUUGUGUUGCAAUUGUGAAGUCUGGUGGAUUUGAUGUUUUGGUAUUCUGUAGUUUUUAACUGAGAUUUUAACACGCUGUCCUUUUUCAUGACCCUUUUGACCUCUGAGAUAGCGCCCUCUGCGCUCCAGCAAGGCACAGGACUUUCAUUUCUCAGAAACAAGUGGCUGAUUAAAGCAACUUAUUUGGGUGCUCAGAAGAAGAGAAUGCGGUUUAAGUUGCAGUGCUCAAGUACUGCAUUAAGCACAUGCGGUGCUGGACAAAUGAGUCUGAAGCGAAGUACUGCAAUCUUUUCAAAUAUGCACCAAUCAGAAAGGGAAUCGCAGCGCUCUCAACAAUGCAAUGGAGAGGAAAGCGUUUCCAGAAUCACACUGAGCAAGUCAGCAAAAGCUUCAUGUUUGUUCCUUUUGCUUAUGUGACAUUCGACAACAAACUAUAGAUGACAUGACAAGGGAUCUAUUGCCGUGGAGAACAUGCAUAUGUGCAAUCAAUUUUGAAAGCCGACACUUCCUGAAGUGUGUCAUUGCACAUCUGAUAAGCUUUUUGUGUGCCUUCUGCGUUGUAAAAAGACUUUUGACGAAUGAAAUAAUUACGACCAGUAUUGUAAAACAGCAGGCUCUCAUAAGCGUCGUAAGCACAUGCAUGGGAAGGAAACACGCUGUGAACGUUAAACACACAGACGAAAAAAAAGAAGAAGAAGAAUUUCAAAAACAAUAGUGUUAUCAUUUGCCAAAGAAAGGUUUUACUGGGACUCGAAAUAUUCUUAUAACAUCCAUUGAUCCAACUAAAUUCUUGUGGGAAUUUGCUCAGCAAAAUGAUGCUUCUCGUUAUGUUGCUCAUAGAGUGGAGACAUUGAAAGUUAGCAAGUCAGCCUUUUGUUUUCCAAGACCGGUAGAUGCUUUUACCGUCAAUUCCAACACUUUAUACAUGUGUUUUUUUAGAAAGUAGACUUUUUGAUAUCUUCUGUAAAGUUCACUGUGAUCCAGUGGCACAGGGCUGCGUGGUGUCACUUGGUGUUGUUCUCAUUUGUGGAUGCGUCUCUGGGUUUUUCUUCAUCUAAUUACCAUUCAGAUUGUGCGGUAUACUUGAGAGUUCCAUCAAAAUGUGCUCGACUUCCAAUCCUCUUAUAGUGAAUCCAAGACCCAGUGGGAGAGAAAGGCCUCGCUUUCUUUUCAAGUCCAGUUCAUUGUCAGGUUUUGAUGUCGCUUAUUUGGCUUUAAUGUUCUGCUUGAUUAUGAUCACUUGAAUAAAGAUUUUUUUUUUUUGAAA